GGGAAGUAUUUUCGGAUUCGCGCUCGCGCAUGACAUAAUAUUUAAAGCGUCGCGGCGACGAUUCCGGUCAACGUGUCGAUCCAUCGUCAUCGACGAGCGACGUCCAAGGGAGGUCACGACAUUUCCGUACCAUCCACAAUCCGCAGUCGCAGAUUAGGCUUCUUCGUCGUGCAAUCGAGCAGAUUGCGCCUGUCGUAGUACCGGACACUGCUCUUGGAAAUUUUCCCGGUGCUGCAUCAUGGUCAGCCGCAUCUCUACCAUCUCCCUGUCAGUAGAAAAAGAAAAUCGCAAUGCGUCCACAGAAGAAAUCGCAGAUUUUGAGAAAGCGAUGGAGAUAUGUGGAAACGGAAGAUAUCAGUACACUUUGCUGCUGGUUUGCGGCGUGAUAUUCAUGUGCGUCGGCUGUCAAUAUGGUGCAAACGCAUACAUUUUGCCGUCAGCUGAAUGUGAUCUGAACAUGAGAUCUGAAGAAAAAGGGCUUUUGAACGUCGCCUUCCUCCUAGGUUCGGUGAUCAGCGCCCUUUUCUGGGGAGUUUUCGCAGGCGCCUAUGGAAGAAGAAAUAUCCUGUUGCUGACUCUCUUUUCCGAUAGUAUCUUGACGCUGAUUGGAAGUUUCUCGCAAAGCUUCAAUCUAUUCCUAGUGUUUAGAAUCAUAAGCGGAUUCAUGAUGGGCGCACCUGGUUCCUUAUUAUAUACGUAUCUCGGUGAAUUUUAUGCAGAGAAGCACAGAGCGAAAAGCAUUUGUUUCCUAGGCUUUUUCUUCACUCUUGCUUGGUUGAUAUUACCUGGCUUGGCGUGGAUUAUUAUACCGUUGCCGAUAUCCUUCGACUUCUACGGCAUUCGGUACAAUUCUUGGAGAUUAUUCCUUGGCGUUAUUAGCCUACCAAUUUUCACUAUAGCAGUGAUAGCUCUCAUAUAUCCCGAAAGCCCAAAGUUCCUGUUGUCACAAGGUAAAACCAAAGAGGCUCUCGUGAUUAUCCAAAAGAUCUACGCGGUAAACACUGGACGUGAUAAAAGCGAAUUUCCAGUGAAGGAACUCCUUUCUGAAGCCGGAUUCGAAUUUAAAAAAGACAAGACACCAGUUUCCUCAUCGGAUAUGUUAGCGGAAUUGCUGAAAAAUAUUUGGUGGCAAUUGCGUACCAUUGCUUCGCCACCCUUCUUAAAGUACGCCAUUCUCUUGUGGAUGAUUUAUUUCACAAACAUGUUCGGGUACUAUGGCUUUAGUCUCUGGCAGCCGGAAUUGUUCAAUCGUUUCGAGAGCUAUCAUCAAUCGCAUCCGAAUGCAUCAGUGACGGUCUGUGAGCUGAUACACAAUACGCAGUCAAUGAAUGUCACCGUUCUGGAAGAACCAUUUGUCCUUUUGGCAAACGAAGCCACAGCGGAAUGUAAGCCGCACAUAGACGACCGGGUAUUCAUUAACUCUCUGACGAUCAAUGCCGUUUGCUUAUUCGGGAAUAUUAUUUCCGGACAUCUGGCAAAUCGAGUUGGUCGUCGAACAAUGCCGGUGAUUACAAUGCUUAUAGCUGGUAUCGCUGGUCUCGGUAUGUACUUCGUCAAAUCCUCGCUGCAGAUCGUUAUAACAGCGUGCAUUUUUUCCCUGAUGUUGACCACGGCAAACAUCGUGCUUUCCAGCGUGGCAGUCGACGUCUUCCCCACGCAUAUAUCCGCCGUUGCGUUAUGCAUGAUGGCCUGCUUGGGCAGAUGUGGCGCGGUAGCGAGUAAUCUAGCAUUCGGUAUGCUGCUGGAUCUCAGCUGCGAGAUCCCGAUAUUCCUACUAGCCGCUAUCACCAUAUUUGGCGGAAUGCUGUCCUUUCUGAUUCCAAACAAAGACAAGAAGUGAAAAUCAAAAGAAAACUAGAAGAGAGAAGGACAUGUAUUAAACUUGAAAAAAAGUUCAAAGUGUCAAAUAAAAUGUUCCGUAUUAUUUUUUACGUGCUGUGACGUUUGCGCACAAUUUGGAAUACACGAUGGUGCCUAUUAAUCUGUAAAUAAUAAUUAUUACCAUCGAUCGACAAAUUCUCGAUUUUAUCAAAGUUUAUAUUCCAAUUUUUUUAUACUUGCAUCUUAUAUCAAUGUUCAGUGAAAUCAAAACAAUUAUAUAGAGAGAUUUAUAUUUUUAAGUAUAUUUAAUUUAUUUUGAGAACUACGCAAUGUAUUCGUUCAUAUUUAUUUGGAUAAACAAUUUUGAAUAAUAAAUAAUAAUCUCAAUUUUUAUCAAUCAUCAAUCAAUUCAUUAAUGUUUUGAUUUUAUUGAACAAUGAUAUAUUUUAUAUCUAACGAGCGCUUGUCGAUCAAAUUGCAUUUCUUUGUAAAUAAUCAUUCCAACAGAUAUUUAUAAAAUUAUAUUUGUAUAUCUCUUACAUCCGUGUGGAAUGUAAUACGCUGCGUAGCCUUGGAUGCGUGUUUCAAUUAGUGAUGAAAGAAAUGUGAAGAGCGAUCUGUUUCUUUGUUACGAGUGUUCGAAUUUAAAAAUAAAGUGUUAAUAUUAAA
Formica exsecta is the source of this 2490-nucleotide messenger RNA. RefSeq names its product synaptic vesicle glycoprotein 2C-like. Lineage: Eukaryota; Metazoa; Arthropoda; Insecta; Hymenoptera; Formicidae. The coding region runs from base 239 to 1840 and encodes 533 amino acids. Gene Ontology annotation, biological process: transmembrane transport. Gene Ontology annotation, molecular function: transmembrane transporter activity. The record is from RefSeq and is a predicted model, not a curated record. The transcript is spliced from 10 exons. Gene Ontology annotation, cellular component: membrane.